UUGUACAGGGCGCAAAGUAGCGAGCUCCAGCUGCAGCUCUAACACUCAUAUUAACCCACUCAUAUUAACACACUCAUAUUAACACACUCACACUAACGCUCAAAAAUCGUGGAGCUUUUGUGGACUUAAAUGGCGACGUUUCUGACCUUCUGCGUUUUAAUAACCACGUUUUUUAUCACUGUACUCGGGGUUGAAGCUGAUAAGGGAGAGCUGCGAACGCUUAAGCGACAGAAAAGAGAAUGGAUCAUCCCUCCAAAGAGGCUGUUUGAGAAUGUGGAUUAUACCAAUGACAAAAGUAUUGCCAAAAUUCGAUCAGAUGAAGAGACAAGGGAGAAUAUUAUAUAUUCUCUAUUAGGACCUGCAGCAGAUGAAGGAUUAUUCUCCGUAGGCAAAAAGGAUGGUUUGGUCAAGAUCCAUGGCAUCUUGGACAGAGAGACAGUCGCUUUUUAUGAUCUUAAAGGAAGAGCCUCUCUAAGAAAUGGAACACUUGUUGAAAGGGACCUCGAUUUGAAAAUCAUAGUUCUAGACCAGAAUGACAAUCCCCCUGAAUUUAAGGUUCAGGUGUCUGGUUCUGUCGAGGAGCUCAGUGAAGAAGGCACCCACAUAAUCUCAAUCACAGCUAUUGAUGCGGAUGAGCAAGGCACCCCACAUACAGAAAUUGUCUAUGAUGUUAUACAGCAGGAGCCAGCUGGAGAGAGGAUGUUCACAAUCAUACGAUCAUCUGGAGAAAUCAAAGUCAGAAUAAACACCUUGGAUCGAGAGACACACGAGACAUACCGACUGAUUAUCACAGGUACAGACAUGAAAGGAGCCAAGUCAGAUGCUACUAACAGACCACUGACAGGAACGGGGACUGUGAUCAUAACAGUUUCCGAUGUUAAUGACAACAUUCCCAUAUUAGAAGAGAGCUCUUAUGAGGGUAGUGUGGAGGAGAACAUCAUGCAUGUGGAAGUGGUCCGGAUUAAGGCCAUAGACUUGGAUAAGAUCUACACAGAAAACUGGGAGGCCGUGUACACCAUCAUCUCAGGAAAUGAGGCCGGUUACUUCAACAUCAGCACAGACCGAAAAACUAAUGAGGGCAUCCUAAUGGUCACAAAGGAGCUAAACUAUGAAGAAUUGAAAGAGGUCAAUCUGAAAGUGGUGGUCCGCAACAAGGCAGAGUAUCACAAGUCAGUGGUGAUUGGAAAGCAUCAAACAUACCCCAUUAAGAUCAAUGUAUUGAACGUGCCCGAAGCUCCUCAUUUCCAACCUGCUGUCAAAGUCAUUUACAUCUCUGAAAACAGCAAAACCAUUGACCUGAAGAGGGUCAUUGCCAUCUACAAAGCCACGGACAGUGAUACACUGUUAACCGCCACUAACGUCAGGUAUGUAAAAGGACAAGAUAUCGACAACUGGGUGAACAUUAAUCAUACAACAGCUGAGAUCAGACUCAACAAAUAUCCAGACCGUGAGUCCAAGUACCUGAUAAAUGGAACAUACUACAUCACAGUCUUAGCAAUCACCGAUGGUUUUUCAGCCAAAACUGCGACAGGAACUGUUGCAAUUCAGGUAGAGGAUUACAACGACCACUGUCCGAUUCUGAACAACAUAGUCACAAUGCUGUGUUAUGGCAGCAGUGUAGUGUACGUCUCAGCCACAGAUGGGGAUAAUUUCCCCAAUGCAGAACCUUUUGAGUUCAUCUUGGCUACCAAGGGAACAAAAGAGAAAUGGAGUGUCGAGCAUCUUAAUGCAACAACAAGCAUUUUGCGCAGCCAGGAGAUCCUAUGGCCGGGACGCUACUCAGUUGAAAUGGAAGUGAAAGACCAGCAGGGAAAGACCUGUGAGGUUCAAAAGCUUCAGGUAUCCGUGUGCAAAUGCACGGAGGCGCAAGUGUGCAUUCCCAUGAGACAGACAGGCAAAGGCACUGUACUGGGAGCAGGUGGUGUUCUGGCACUGCUGUUAGGAAUCCUGCUUCUCUUGUUGAUUCCAAUGCUUUUGCUGAUGUGUGAGUGUGGAGGAGCUGCUGCUGGUGGUAGGUUCCAGGCUUUCCCCUUUGAGCAAAAACAGCAACUCAUCACCUACCACACAGAAGGCCAAGGAGAGGAUAAGGAACUAUCACUGCUUUCUCAGGUGCCUGUGAAUGUAAACGGUGGAAGUUUCGGGCAACAGGAACUAGCACUGAUUCCUCAGGUGCCUGUGAAUGUAAACGGUGGAAGUUUCGGGCAACAAGUAUCUGGAUGGGAAGCACAUGAAUACUGGAGGAAAUAUGGAUGGAAAACUCGAGAGGAAUACCUAAAUUACCUGUGGCAUCUUAAGCAAACUGGAAUCAUAGGACAUUAUGAUUUUUUUACAGAGAGCACAUUGAAUUCCAUGGCUCUAUCUGAGGCCUUCUUAAGCGAGUAUUAUGCAACGAAAACAUGGGAAAUUAUGAACCAGGAAGCUAGUAUGAACCACUUGCUGGUGUCUAGCUAUGAAGACUGCAUUUCAGUCACAAGCUCCUUUGAUGAUAGCAGCUAUUUACACGAAGAAAACAAUCUGGAUUUCCUUGAUGACCUUGGGCCGCCCUUCAGAAGGCUCGCUGAGAUAUGCUGUGGCUCAGCCAUCAAACUUGAGGUCAGCUCCACUCCUACGCCUGCCAAAACCAUCUCCUCCAGUUCACAAGAGGGCGUCAAAGUGGAAGAUGUUGUUGAUGUUGUUCACAAUGAAGCAACCUCUGUCUCUGCAUCCAGCUCCUCCUCCACCACCCAAGUAACAACUACAAAUUAUGCAGAGAAUAUAAGCAGUGGAAGUGUUACAUCAGCAGCAACUGUAGGCCAAACUCUGCUUGUCCAGCAGCCAACUGUCUACCUUUCAUCUACACCCAUGUAUGUAGUGGAGCAACAGUGCCAGCCUGCCCUUUUUCUAGCUUCUGGUCCAAUCCUGGGUGUUCAGGAAAGGAAUAUGGUACUGGUGGAGAAAGGGGCUACAAACAUAGCAGUCGCUUCCCAGAACACCCUUCCACGUCUGGGGUUGCAGCAAGCAAACACCAGAGUAAUGGUGGAUCCAGGAAUUGGAGGCACAGUGGUGCAUGGGUUCUCAGGCCACUCUGAGCCUCAGGGCACUGCUUCUGGUACCUUUCGUGUAGUGGAGAGCCGACGAGUAGAGAGCACAGAGCCUGUGCAUGUUGUGCAGAGCUCCUCACACUCCAGCAUCAGCAAGAGUCAGAGUAUGCAGGCCAAAGGGCAAAGUGGAGGGAGCUUGGCUUUAGGAAAUGCUUCAGGUUUCCCAAGUGCCCUUUCUAUGUCUCAGAAAGAUGUGUCAAAUGGUGGUACUCACAAAGAAGUGCUAGAGGAACGGGUUUCAGUUGUCAAGAAAAGUUUCCAAUCGAGCUCCACCUCCUAAAGCAACUACAAACACACUCGUACAUUCUACAUGCCACAUUCUACAGCUGUGGAGAAUAUGCCAAUGAACUGAAUUCGCAGAAGAGAAACUAAAAAGAGAAAGAUGAAGACUUUUUAAACAUCCAUUAAUGAUAUUCAGAGUGAUUGCCAUGAGUAAACGACUAAUCGAGCACUUGUUAUGUAGCCUUCUACUCAAUUAGUAAAAUAUAAGUGAUAUAUGCCAUAUUUGAAUGGCAUUUAGUGUGUUUGAGUAGUCAGCUAGAAUGUCCAUCACGAACAAUUAGCAGGAUAAGCUUUUUAGAAGAUUUUACUAUACUGGUGUGACUUGAGAUGGGAUGUGAUAGGUGUACAGUGAUGGGUUUCUACACAUUACAUGUAUCAUCAGUUUAUUUCUUUUUUCAGGUAGCAGAUAUUUGCUUCAGUUUCUCUGUUUAGGUGUCUGUUUUUCAUUUCUAAUCCACUAAUAGAAACAGACUGCACAGCAUUUCCCUAAUAUUACUAUAUCUUUAUUAUGACAGCUUUCCACUGAUAUAAAAACAAGUGCAUCACACAAACACACACACAGACACACACAUUACACAAUUCCCUAUUUUCAUUUUGUAUGCAUUCCUUGAGCAAUGUAGUGCCACCUGUUGGAAUAAAGCACUGGAAUUAAACUGAUUCCUAUUUAGUGUGAAUUGGUGACUGACACUCUAAAUUGCACAAGGACUGUAUGCUGUUGGUACGGACACUGGUAGAAUUUGUGCUGUAAGACUGAUGAAAAUCUCUAUUACUUUGUUGGAACAAACUGGAAGCCAUCCUCAGUUUCUUCUUUUGGAUUCAGAACCAGUUUUUCAACACAAGACAAGAACUUCUACUUCUUGACCUUUUUUUUUGUUUUUUUUUUUUGCAAAUGUUAACUAUUACAGUAUAGUGUUAAUAUCAUUAUUGCAUUGUCCCAGGGCACAACCCGGUUUAUUAUCUUCAUCUCAUCAUUUAUCAGUUGUCAGAUCACCUGCAUCUGAAACCUGAAGAAUAUAUGGGAUGCUGACAAAUUUGUGCCUACUUUUUAAAGAAGCAAUAACAAUAUGUGUGUCAGUUUUGACCACAAUUGAAUUAAAUAUUAUCUGGAAAUGCCUAUUACAGUAUAGAUUUACAAGUACAGUUUCAAAAGUUUUCACCUACAUUUCUGACUUUAUUGUACCAGAUAACCUGGAAAUUCUUUUUUAUUUGUUUGUAUUGUUUUGUUUUGUUUUUAUUGUAUUGUGUAUAUAUUCUGUGAUAUGUUCUGUCUGACUGCUGUAGCUAAAAUCUGUGUAGUAUUUUAGAUUAGACAUGUGGCAGGUCUGUUUUUAUUUAGAAAUCUGACUCCUACCCACACAUGAUGGAGGUUAGGGUUAGGGUUUUGACUAAUCCCUCUAGCCCAUGGAAGAAUAAUGACCAAACCUGCAAAAUAUUUGACCAAUCUUGCCAGCUCUUGAAGGAACUAUGACCAAUCGUGCCUUUUCCUGGUGGUUUUAUGAACACUCCUGUCAAAUACUUUUGACCAAAAAUGCCCACUUCUGAAGUUCUUCCCAAUCCUACCCAUUCCUUAAUGACUUAUAUAACCAAUCCCAUGCACUCCCAUAGAAAAUUUGAUCAAUCCCUUCCUGUUUUCUGAAGGAUUUCUGACCAAUCCUGUAGGGAAUUUGACCAACCUUACCAACUCCUGAAGGACUUAUGACCAACCCUGCCUAUUAAUUAAGAAUUUGUGAACAAUCCUGUCAGAUCCUUUAGAAAGUUUAACCAAACAUGCCCAUAUCUGAAGGAGUUCUACCCAAGCCUGCAAAAUCCUUUAGGAGUUCUGACCAAUUUUGCUCAGCCAUUUGUAAAGGAGUUCUGUGACCACUCCUGUAGAAGGUUUGACAAAUCCUGCCCACUCCUGUAGAAAGUUUGAACCUACCUUCUUGUUUGUGUAGGAAUUCCUGCCAAUCUUGCCUUCUAAUACAAUGCAAUGAGUGCAAACGUUUGCCAGUUUUUGCCAAGUUUGCAACACACCCUUUUAUUUUAGCAUGUUGCUACUGUUGACUGUGGUGAAGGGUCGUGCUGAUUUAAGAGCAUGCUUGUGGAUUUUUUUUUUUUUUAUCAACGUCUCAAAUCUUUGCUGCCAACAUUAACAUGUGAGUCUUAUUUUAAAAAGUAAUUACAAUAAUUUGGGAUGGAGAGGGAUUUUUUGUUUAAGGAAAGGGUGAUUGAGUAAUAUGUGCAAUUAUAACUUUUACUUAUUUUUAUUCUCAGAAAACCAUGAAGUUACAGUGAUUAUAAUUUCAAGAAUGAUUUGUUACUAAUAUGAACACUAAAUAAAAAUGGGAUUUUUUUUAUUAU
Hemibagrus wyckioides is the source of this 5702-nucleotide messenger RNA. RefSeq names its product desmoglein-2-like protein. Bases 130 to 3360 code for a protein of 1076 amino acids. Gene Ontology annotation, biological process: homophilic cell-cell adhesion. Gene Ontology annotation, molecular function: calcium ion binding. The record is from RefSeq and is a predicted model, not a curated record. The transcript has 15 exons. Lineage: Eukaryota; Metazoa; Chordata; Actinopteri; Siluriformes; Bagridae. Gene Ontology annotation, cellular component: plasma membrane; desmosome.